Molecule: messenger RNA, 3020 nt
Organism: Otolemur garnettii (small-eared galago)
Lineage: Eukaryota; Metazoa; Chordata; Mammalia; Primates; Galagidae
Gene: NRF1
Product: nuclear respiratory factor 1
Exons: 10
Coding region: 40-1551 (503 amino acids)
Biological process (GO): regulation of transcription by RNA polymerase II
Cellular component (GO): nucleus
Molecular function (GO): RNA polymerase II cis-regulatory region sequence-specific DNA binding; DNA-binding transcription factor activity, RNA polymerase II-specific
Source: RefSeq, a predicted model, not a curated record
AUCCUGUUCUUUUCCUUUUUUGUCUGACAGUAGAUCUUCAUGGAGGAACACGGAGUGGCACAAACUGAACACAUGGCUACCAUAGAAGCCCAUGCAGUGGCCCAACAAGUACAGCAGGUCCACGUGGCCACUUAUACCGAGCACAGUAUGCUGAGUGCUGAUGAAGACUCACCGUCUUCCCCCGAGGACACCUCUUAUGAUGAUUCAGAUAUCCUCAACUCCACAGCUGCUGAUGAGGUCACAGCUCAUCUGGCUGCUGCAGGUCCUGUGGGAAUGGCUGCUGCUGCUGCUGUGGCAACAGGAAAGAAACGGAAACGGCCUCAUGUGUUUGAGUCUAAUCCUUCUAUCCGGAAAAGGCAGCAAACACGUUUGCUUCGGAAACUUCGAGCCACAUUAGAUGAAUAUACUACUCGAGUUGGACAGCAAGCUAUUGUCCUCUGUAUCUCACCCUCUAAACCCAACCCUGUCUUUAAAGUGUUUGGUGCAGCACCUUUGGAGAAUGUGGUGCGUAAGUACAAGAGUAUGAUUCUGGAAGACCUGGAGUCUGCUCUGGCAGAACACGCCCCUGCGCCACAGGAGGUUAACUCAGAACUGCCACCUCUUACCAUCGAUGGAAUUCCAGUCUCAGUGGACAAGAUGACCCAGGCCCAGCUUCGGGCAUUUAUCCCAGAGAUGCUCAAGUACUCCACAGGUCGGGGAAAACCAGGCUGGGGGAAAGAAAGCUGCAAGCCCAUUUGGUGGCCUGAAGAUAUCCCAUGGGCAAAUGUCCGAAGUGAUGUUCGCACAGAAGAGCAAAAGCAGAGGGUUUCAUGGACCCAGGCACUACGGACCAUAGUUAAAAACUGUUAUAAACAGCAUGGGCGAGAAGAUCUUUUGUAUGCUUUUGAAGAUCAGCAAACACAAACACAGGCCACAACUACACACAGUAUAGCCCAUCUUGUACCAUCACAGACCGUAGUGCAGACCUUUAGUAACCCUGAUGGCACUGUCUCACUUAUCCAGGUUGGUACAGGUGCAACAGUAGCCACUUUGGCUGAUGCUUCAGAAUUACCAACCACAGUCACUGUUGCCCAAGUGAAUUAUUCUGCCGUGGCUGAUGGAGAGGUGGAACAAAAUUGGGCCACGUUACAGGGAGGUGAGAUGACUAUCCAGACAACGCAAGCAUCAGAGGCCACCCAGGCAGUGGCAUCAUUGGCAGAGGCCGCAGUGGCAGCUUCUCAGGAGAUGCAACAGGGAGCUACAGUCACCAUGGCGCUUAACAGCGAAGCUGCCGCCCAUGCUGUCGCCACCCUGGCUGAAGCCACCUUACAAGGUGGGGGACAGAUCGUCUUGUCUGGGGAAACCGCAGCAGCCGUUGGAGCACUUACUGGAGUCCAAGAUGCUAAUGGCCUGGUCCAGAUCCCUGUGAGCAUGUACCAGACUGUGGUAACCAGCCUCGCCCAGGGCAAUGGGCCAGUGCAGGUGGCCAUGGCCCCUGUGACCACCAGGAUAUCGGACAGCGCAGUCACCAUGGACGGCCAGGCUGUGGAGGUGGUGACAUUGGAACAGUGACAAGCAGCCAUAUCAUGGCACUAUUUUCUAGUCUACUUCAAAAUUUUUUACACGUUUGCAGAGGUGCAAUCAAAUGGAAUUAAGUCUCUCGACUUUGGAAGAAAAGUUUUGUUUAACCUUUUUUUUUUAAAAGGAAGAAAGGCAGCGUAUUUGGGAAUUGCAUUUUUUAAAGCACCACUUGAUUUUCUGGGAUUGGUGGAGCAAGAAACUGCGUUGUCAAUUUCACUGUCCCAAAAAAGCCAAAUUGUGGCAGGACUUCUUUCUGCAGAAACGUGUGUGUAUACUUAUGUGUGUGUAUGUGUGAGUGUGAAUAUAUGUAUAUGUGUACAUAUGGACAUACACAUUUACAUAUAUGUAAAGUAUAUAUAUGCAUAUAUAUGUAUGAAACCCGCAUGGAAUUAUCUGUAUGAAAUCAAGGUGAGCUGUGGAAACAAUAAUUCACCCAGUUUAGUGGGUGGUAGGGUACGUGGCCAGACAGUCACCUGGUUUUGGUUCAUACCAGGGUCAUGCGUUGAGCUACUGACAAACUCAGGUGGAGGUGACCAUGCCCUUCACCAAAGCUGCCUCCCAAUGACCAGAACUCUCCCUGCUGGACUCACCUGAGGAAGGAGGUUCCAGAACAAGAUGGGUCCAGAAAAUGUGCUUAUGAGGUCCGGAGGCCGCGUGGUCUGCCAGCUGAGACGCUCCUUGGGCUGGCCCAGGUGCUGACCUUGCCACGGGCAAAUGAAUGUCCUGAAAGCUCCCAGGCAGGGACAAGAAGGUUCUCCUCAGUCUCCCUUCUCCUCCCCUUCCCAGGAAUCCUUCUUGAUCUCAUGACUAUUAAAAUGUUGCUUUGGUUUUAAGGUCAGUCCCGAAUCGGUCAUGUAUGUGAACUGAAGGUAACAGAAGUAUUAAGGGUUUGAGGAGUGCGCGUGUAUGUUAGGUAUGCUUGUCAGUGGGUGCUGCAUGGUGGAAAGAACGGGAAGGGGGUGGGAGGGGUCGGAAGGGAAAGGAAGGAGGGAGAAGAAAAUCUUCCCAGACCAGGGCACCCCAGUGGGAGCAAUUUUCUCUAGCUGUCUGUAGCUGAACAGAGGAGACGCUGGAACUGAAAGGAAAGGAAACCUGGCUCAUGGAAGGUUGGCCAUCACAAGGAGAUGUGUUUCCUGCAUGCCUGGAUCAGGCCCUGCUUCAGAAGAGACUCUGCAAGAACCAUUUUCCUGGGUGCAGCCUGGAGGCUCAGGCCCUCAACGGCUUUCGGGCUCACAUGUGUUGAUUGGUGCGUGUUCUUUGUACUAUUAAAUUCUGUGCUUGCUCAGCUGCAAGCCCCAAGUCUCCAAUGGCUAAAUUCACCUGACUUUUCAACAGGCCAAAUCUCUGCUCCUUGAGUACAGGGACAACUCUUCCUCCCUCCUCCUAGGUCCCCCUAUUUGUGUGAUAGUGUAUUUAAUGUGUUUUUUUAAUGCAACAUUAAAAGAUUCUUCAUGUCUUGC